AUGGAUUCUGAGGCACUAAAUGAUGUUCCCGAAGUCAUUUUUGACCUGGAUGUUAGACCGUACCAAUACGAGCCGAAUUUACAUCAUGCAAGAGAAACUUCCAGUGAAGAUGAAGGAGAAGAAUCCAGCGAAACGGAGGCACCACUUGAUGUCAACAUCGGAAGACUCGGGAACACAGACUGGUGUGACUGUGGUGAGUGCAUCCCUAUGCCAACUGGUCUUGAAAGUAAGUGUUGCCAGGAGAUUCAGCAAACGGAACAUUUGUGCGAAGAAGCAGCUGUGGAGUGGAUCACUGAACACUCAUAUUUUGUGGACAAUUGUCUGAAGAGAGGAGUCGUUUGGGUUUCAUUACUGGAGUUUGUUCAGCAGGAUGGACCACUUGACGACAACGAGCCAGUACAUGAGUAA
Messenger RNA from Haliotis rubra (blacklip abalone), 408 nucleotides. RefSeq lists its product as uncharacterized. The coding region runs from base 1 to 408 and encodes 135 amino acids. NCBI's taxonomy places the organism in Eukaryota, Metazoa, Mollusca, Gastropoda, Lepetellida, Haliotidae. The transcript has 2 exons. The record is from RefSeq and is a predicted model, not a curated record.